This is a messenger RNA of Rhagoletis pomonella (apple maggot), 3716 nucleotides long. Its product is annotated as pneumococcal serine-rich repeat protein-like. Gene Ontology annotation, molecular function: sterol transfer activity; sterol binding. Gene Ontology annotation, cellular component: endoplasmic reticulum-plasma membrane contact site; plasma membrane; endoplasmic reticulum membrane. The record is from RefSeq and is a predicted model, not a curated record. Gene Ontology annotation, biological process: intracellular sterol transport. Bases 25 to 2865 code for a protein of 946 amino acids. Lineage: Eukaryota; Metazoa; Arthropoda; Insecta; Diptera; Tephritidae. The transcript is spliced from 8 exons.
UAAACGCAUAAAUUAUAGCCAGCAAUGAGCCUAAUUCAGUUGCCCGUAGCGACUCUGACAAAUGACAAUUUGGAGGCGCAAGAAACAGCGUACAAUUGCGACAUGCCUGGUAGUUGCGAAAACGCCUCACCAAACAUGGCUGCCAACGGCGUUAGCGCUGCGCUAUCAGCGCCAUCGCCAUCGCCAUCCCCAACCGCUGUCGCGCUGUGCCGCAACAACUCUGAUUCGCAUAUCGCGCGGCUAAACGUACAAAAAAAUCAAUCAAAUCUCUACUUCAUCAAGUCGUACAGCUUUAUAGACCGGUCCUUGACAAAUCAUUCGCGACCACGAAAGUCAAAAAGCGCAUCACCUAAUCCCACCAGCUUAAGGCAAAUUGAGGCGCUGCUACUCGACGACACGCAGUCACAUGAAAAUGCAAAAUCAGGAGCGCAACAGAAAGCAAAAGCGAAAAUGAAAAAAUCUAAAUCGCCGCCACCAAACGAUUCGGAUGAGAAUUUACGUGCCCUGCUGCGCCACCCCGCCGCGCUUGGGCAGGAGAGUAAGAACGCAGAUAAGGAGACCUUAAUACGCCGCGACACGCACUUGCGUCCAAAAUCGAUGCCCGCACCAUCAGAAGCCCACAGCCAAACGCAAACAGACCCGGUGGCGCCACCGCCGCCAAAUAAAUCAAAAAAAUCCACGUCUAAUUUAUUUAAGCGUGAUUCCUUCUUACGUCAUAGCCUGCAAUCGAUACGUCGCAGUUUUACCGCGCACAAGAAAUUCGCCGGCUUCGGGCAAAAUGCUACAACGUCUAAUGUGUGUACGAAUUCCACAACGUCUGCGUGUUCGAAGGCGUCGAAAAUAUCUUCAGCGUCAUCGUCAUCCUCCUCGUCAUCGAAGUCUUCUGCGUCCUCAUCGACCACUUCGACAGCGUCGGCAUCGGCGUCAGCAGGUGCAGAUGCGGCAGACAACCUGAGGCAUUCAAGCAAAAAGUGCCGUAAAAGUGAAAAGCCUGACAUCACUAUUAUGUUGAACGAUAAGGCUGCGCCGCGCGUGGAGGAGGCAGUUGAAGAUUGCGGCUGCGGCAAUCACAGUUUUGUGGCGAAUGCGACGGGGAACGCCGACGUGUCUUUGUGUAAAAGCGUCAGUACAUUUGCUGCAACUCCCAACGAUUCUACUUCCAUGGCACCAUUGCAAAGUCACGCUGAAACGCAAAGUGUCACAACGUUAAAUUUGCACGAGAAAGACAGCACCACCUCGCCGCUGACGUCGAUCGGCAGCAAUAGCAGCAAUUCGAACAGUGCACAGAAGCAAAAGCAGCUGCAGCGUCAUCAGCGUAACAACUCCAAUCAAAGUGAUUACUACACCGCAGCCUAUUCGGCGACAAUAUCGGACAGCAACGGCCGUGGCGAAGGGAGAUCCUUGAAUCCUUUAGCGCCAAGCGAGUCUACAACCAGCGUGCGCAGUAUCAGUCCAACGUCGCGUAAAAGUGCCACCAACAGUAAUUGGAGCAGCCACACCACGGCGAAGCAUGAGCAAUCGACGGCGGCAGCAACAGCUGCUGCUGCUGCCGCUACAACAACAGUGCCGGCGGAGAAGGAGAAGGAGAAGAAACGCAAAGAGGUCUCCAGUUCGCGUGUGAAGAAAUUCCAUCGGCACUUCACGCAGGUGUCCAAGGAUGAGAAGCUCAUUAAUUAUUUUUCUUGUGCGCUUGUAAGCGACAUUCUGCUACAAGGACAUCUUUAUAUAACGGAUCAGCAUUUCGCAUUCUACUCAAAUGUGUUUGGUUAUGUUACGAAGGUUGUCAUUCCCACUUCGUCGGUAACGAAAAUUUCCAAAGAGAAAACGGCCAAAAUCAUACCGAAUGCUGUCGGUGUCGCCACCGCCGACGAGCGCCAUGUCUUCGGUAGCUUUAUUAGCCGCGAGGCAGCCUUCCGUCUGAUGUGCAGCGUUUGUCCGCCACUAGCUCCUGCCGAAAUUCUUCCAAAAAUACCCGCAGAAAUUGAAAUUUCCGAAGAGUAUUCCAUCGAGGAUGACAGCAGCUGUUCGAUUAGCGGCAAUGAGAGUCCACCACAAGCGCUGGUAGCAGCAGCAGCUGCCGCCGCCGCUGGUGGUAUAGAUGGACUUGGUCAAACGCUAAUACGCCGCAACGUGGCUAGCUCAAGUUUGAACAUAGCCGAUGGCAAAGCAGCAACGUGUGAACACCAGCGACAUUCCGCUCCUCCAGUAGAUGCCAAACAAGCCGGCGCUUACUCCAAUUCAGGUGUAGCGUCACCCGCGGCACGCAGCGGCCAGCCGCUUAAUGCCGAUGGUACAAACGCCAGCUGUAGCAACGAUGCCAUUGCUGGCGCAGGCAUUGCACUGAUAGUGGCCGGCACCGCUUCUUCCACAUCGGCUUCAUCGUCACCCACACCGUCGACAUCUUCCUCGCUGCCCACCACAGUGAUGGCGGCCACCAGCAGCAGCACACCCAAGUCAGCUGCGCACGCGGCUGUGUCCAGCUUUAAGAGGCUCACACAGAAGGCGCUGCUACGCUUGAAAUUCCCCACGGAAUUACAUGUGGUCUACUUGGGUGUGCUGCUCACCAUGGUGUUGGCGUUGUUUUCCGUUUUCCUGCUCUAUCGAAUACUAGACAUUGAGGCGAAAACGAGCGCGUACCGCACGCCAACUGAAUUUCAUUGGCAGCGUUCCGGUAACGAUGACGAUAUAUUUGCAGAGGCUUUGCGUUGGCAAAGGGAAUUGCAAGCAAAAAGUACCGAAGAAGCUCAGAAUAUACUUACACAAAAUUUAGAACAAAUUGCCAAGGUACGUCGCAGCUUAGAAACACUCUCAAUGUUAAUCCAUGACCGAAGCUCAGCUUAUGCAGAUCGCGAUGAUAGUGACUGAAUUUAUAUUUUUAAUUAAUAUAUUAUUACUAAAUAUUAAAGGUUAAAUUUGGAACACCUACACAUGCACACCAUAAAAAGUACAUUCAUACAUACUAUGUAGGUUCACAAUAAUUUUUAAGCAAAUGAAAUGAAAUACUAUUAUAUUUAGAUAAUUAUAUAAUGAAUACAAGAAAAACUGCGUACUAAAGAAGGCGAAUGCAUGUAGAGAAUGAAAUGAAAAGCGCAAUAGUGAAUAAGUGAAGCGAGAAAAAAACUUAAUUAAGCAAAAACUAGAAGAGGAAAAAAUAAAAUAAAUAAAUAACAUUGAAUAUUUAGCCCGCAAACAUAUGUAUGUAUUUCAGAAACACUUUUCUUAGUUACUGUGCACAUUUAAAGUUGAAAUACCUUUACUAAAUAGUAUUAACCUAAUAUUAUUAAGUGGAAACAACGCAGUCAAAAGAAAGUAAGCGAGCAAGCGAAGUUUUUUUUAGCAUUCUCGAGCAUAUUUUGAAAUGAGCCGACUGCCAAAUUUAAGAUUUUUUUUAACUACAAACUAUUUAUAUUUUUAUAUAUAUAAAAAAAAAAAAACAUUUCUUUGCAUAUGGCUGUGCUUUCAAGUCACUUUUUUAUGGUUCCUAUUAAGGGUUAAAGUAUUAUUUUGGUAUAACAUAUACAUAGUCAUGUCAGUAUGUGCCAAAGGUAUUUUAAAAACGUGCGAAGGGAAGAACUACCGCAAGUCGAGGAAGGCUACCUGUUCACUGUAGGCAAUCUACUCAUUUCAAAAUAUGUGCAUGUAAGGAGCAGGCCUUUUAUGUGAUAAUUCAGAGUUCUAUAGUAGCCAUUGCAAAUAAAAGUAUGCACAAGUUAUUA